This is a messenger RNA of Sclerotinia sclerotiorum 1980 UF-70, 1041 nucleotides long. RefSeq lists its product as hypothetical. NCBI's taxonomy places the organism in Eukaryota, Fungi, Ascomycota, Leotiomycetes, Helotiales, Sclerotiniaceae. The record is from RefSeq and is a predicted model, not a curated record. Bases 1 to 1041 code for a protein of 346 amino acids. The transcript is spliced from 2 exons.
AUGUCUCCUAAAAUCCAAAUCGACCCAAAUUUACCCGCUGACACAGUAUGGUUCAUAACCGGUUGCUCCUCCGGCAUCGGCAAAGCCCUCGCUCAAGAAAUCUUCACCAAAACAACGCACUUCCUAAUUCCCACAGCACGCAACCCCUCAUCCCUCACCUAUCUCCCCCAGUCCCCACGUAUCCUCCCUCUUUCCCUGGACGUCACAUCCGCGUCCUCCAUCAGAGACGCUCUAAACGCCAGUCUUGCAACUUUCAAACAUAUCGAUAUUCUGGUUAAUAAUGCGGGUUAUGGUAUAUUAGGCGAUACUGAAAAUGUACCUGAGGAAAGCGCUCGUAAGGUUUUUGAGACGAAUUUUUGGGGCGCGGUAAAUUUGUCUAAGGAGGCUGUGAGGAUAUUUAGAGAGGUUAAUGGGGAGAAGGGGGGAUUGGUUGUGCAGAUUAGUACAGUGGGUGGGGUGGUUGCUUUUGGGGGACAGGCGUUUUAUCAUGCCAGGUAUUAUUUUUUUGUUAUUUUAAUUUUCAUCCUAACUCACUCCCUCACUUACUCAGUUAUUCAAAAACCACAAGCAAGAAAGCCCCCUAACAACGCAAACAGUAAAUUCGCCCUCGAAGGCUUCACGGAAUCCCUUUCCCACGAAGUUCCCCCAUCCUGGAAUAUCCGCUUCCUGAUCAUUCAGCCCGGCGGCGUCAGAACAAACUACGGCACAUCAUCACUUGUGAAAAUUCCCGCUCAUCCUGCAUACAGCGAUACUUCAUUCGGGACGCGGAAGCUAGAGGCUUUUUUUGAUAAUCCUGCUUUUGGGGAUUAUAUGGCGGAUGUGAAUGUAGUUGCGGGGAUUAUUGUUGAGGCGGUUAUGGGAGAGAGGAGGGGUGAAGUGGGAUUGAGGGUUCCCGUUGGGCCGGAUAGUUGGAGUUUUAUUAAGGGGAAGUAUGAGGAGGAGUUGGUGGGGUUGGAGGAAGUGAGAGGGUUGAGUUGGAAGACGGGGAAUGAGAAGCUUUUGGAGGUUAUUGGGUUUUUGGAUGAAGAGAAGGGAAUGUGA